AUGUUUUAAUUUGAAUUUAAAGCUGAUAAAUAUUAUAUUUUGAUUGAGAUUUACAAAUAGUAGUAUUAUUUUAAGCGUUUAUUGAAACAUUAAGAAGAGAUAGUGUUCAAUUAGAAUGAAUUAGAGUUGUAGAUAAUGUGGAGAUGGAGAGAGAGUGUAUUAGAAAAUCUACAUAAGAUGGGACAAGUUUUGACAUAUGAUUUAUGGUAAAUGAAUAUUAAUAUUAUUAGCAUAGCUCCUGAUAAAUUUGAAUAGUUUGCAGAGUAAGUGUAUUAUGGAAGGGAAGGGCCUUAUAAUGCAUAUUAUGGACAUUUAGGUGAUGGGGACAUUAAUUACAAUAUUGUGUUUGAAAGUGUAGAGGAGAUGCAUAUGGAAUAUAUUAAGAGUAGAAGAGAAGAUCAUUUUUCACUUACAAAGAAUUUGAAUGGGUGUAUAAGUGUGGUGAAUAUGGAAGUAGGUUAAUUGAAAUGA
Molecule: messenger RNA, 471 nt
Organism: Paramecium pentaurelia
Lineage: Eukaryota; Ciliophora; Oligohymenophorea; Peniculida; Parameciidae
Source: the annotation of a GenBank genome assembly